Molecule: messenger RNA, 1341 nt
Organism: Penicillium soppii
Lineage: Eukaryota; Fungi; Ascomycota; Eurotiomycetes; Eurotiales; Aspergillaceae
Exons: 6
Coding region: 1-1341 (446 amino acids)
Biological process (GO): amino acid transmembrane transport
Cellular component (GO): membrane
Molecular function (GO): L-amino acid transmembrane transporter activity
Source: RefSeq, a predicted model, not a curated record
AUGGCUCUCAUCCUUUGGGUUAUUGCCGGUGCAAUCUCAACGUGUGGAGCAAUGGUCAUGCUCGAGUUCGGCACGAUCAUCCCUAGAUCUGGAGGCAUGAAGAUCUAUCUCGAGCGAUCUUUCUCGCCGAAAUUAUUAAUGACCUGCAUCUAUCUGUUCUACUGCAUCUUCCUGCAGGUAUCUGCAAGUAAUGCGAUUACCUGCGCAUCAUAUCUUCUCAAAGCUGCCGGUGUUGAAUCGACAACAUGGAAGCUGAGAGGAUUAGCUAUUGCAGCCACUGCAUUUGCGGUGGGAAUACACACCGUCGUCCCCCGAGUGGGUAGAGGCUUGCAGGAUAUGAUGAGUGCAGUCAAGCUCUUCAUUCUUUUCUUUAUCGUCUGUACUGGAUUUGCAGCGCUCGGUGGCCAUCUCAACGUGCCUAAUCCACACAACUUUGAUCUCUCCACGUCUUUUCAGGGAACUUCAAGCAAUGGCUAUAAUAUUGGUACAGCGUUGUUAGAUGCUAUAUUCUCGUUCCAGGGAUAUGACAAUUUGAACAUGGUUCUUUCCGAAGUCAAAAAUCCCAAGAGAACCCUUAAAAUUGCGCUUCCGACUGCAAUGGGUAGCAUCACGGUGCUUUAUGUUCUCGCAAAUAUCGCAUAUUUUGCUGGCGUUUCAAGGGAAGAGUUCAAGGCAUCCGAUCUUACAAUCGCCGCAUCGCUGUUCAAAAACGUCUUCGGCGAGUCGGCUGCAUCAAAGGCACUCCCAGCAUUAGUUGCCUUAUCCGCUAUUGGUCAUCUCCUGGGGAUUGCUUUCACAGUCCCUCGGGUUAUUCAAGAAAUAGCAAAAGAUGGCAUCAUGCCCUUCCCAAAUAUCAUUAUGCAGAACCGCCCUUUCCGAACACCCAUUUCGGCAUUGGCAAUUCAUUUAGGAGUGACAAUUAUAUUCAUAUGUGCGCCCCCAGCAGGCGACGCGUUUGAUUUUAUAAUCAGUCUGAGCUCUUAUCCAACGGUUUUACUCCUUACCGCAGUCACUUUUGGAUUGAUUAAGCUGCGUUGGUCAAAGGACGAAGACUCUGGAUCUGCCUUCAAAGUUCCGUGGGCUGUUCUUGCAUUUUACCUGGCAGCAAAUAUUUUCCUCCUCGUCAUGCCAUUUGUUCCGCCGCCUAAUGGAAAGGGCAGUACCAGUUUGCCUUAUUGGCUAUCACCAGUAGUUGCAAUAGCAAUCCUUACCCUCGGUAUCAUUUACUACGCUGGCCGAUUUGUUUUGCUGCCGUGGAUCUUCGGCUAUAAUCUUGAGUUGACAGCUACUGACCUCAGUGAUGGGUCGCAAGUUUCGCGGUACAAAAUGAUCAAAAAGUAA